UUAUUUACUUCUAGUGCAAUGAUUAGUGCUGCUGUUAAUGGUGCUGGCAGGCCUAGUGCUUCUAGGACUGCCGGGAUUGAUUUCUUCAACAACCUAGGGAGACACGCAACAGGACGAAAUGCUCGGUUCAAUCAAUUUAAGAACCGAGCAAGCUUCGUUAAGAAGAAUGUAAAGCAGGUCGAUAAGCAGGAGGAAUGGGGGAGCAAGUCAGAGUAUAUUCUUUCACUGAUUGGGUUUGCAGUUGGUAUUGGUAACAUAUGGAGAUUUCCUUACCUAUGUCAGAAACACGGCGGAGGUGCGUUCCUGUUCGCGUACGUGGUGAUGGUGAUUAUUGAGGGUCUGCCACUCUUUUGUCUAGAACUUCACAUCGGUAAUCACUUUAAGAAGAGUGUUAGUGGUAGUAUGAGGCACAUCAAGAAGGGGUUGGUUGGAGUGGGCUGGUGUACUAUCACAGUGUGUUUCCUGUGUGCUGUUUACUACAACUCUAUUAUCAUGUGGAUUAUAAGAUACUUGUUCGAGUCCUUCGUGAAUCCCUUACCUUGGUCAGAGUGUAAGACGGAUCAUAUCUGCUGUCUGGAAGACAAGACUCAAUACUACUGGUAUUACGAACACUUGCGGCUGUCUCCUGAUAUCCGUGAACUGGGUUCCUUCAACCCAACUUUAGUGGUCUGUUUGAUCAUCUCCUGGGUCACCAUCUUCAUCUGUAUUUCUAGAGGAAUCAAGAGCUCUGGAAAGGUGGUAUAUUUCUCAGCAACAGCCCCGUAUGUGGUACUGAUAAUCCUUCUGUUCCGCGGGGCCACCCUGGAUGGAGCAAAGGAUGGUAUCAUGUACUUCCUCAAGCCGGAUGCAAAAAAGCUGUUAGACCUAAGUCUAUGGUCGGAUGCAGCCUCGCAGAUAUUCUACUCUCUUGGUAUUGGGUUUGGUGCUAUCGUGUCAUUCGCCUCCUUUACCAAAAACUGCGACAACGUCAUCAGAGACAGCAUCAUCAUCACGGUGGUAAACUGCUCUACAUCAAUAUUGGGAGGGUUUGUCAUCUUCAGCAUUGUAGGCUACCGAAAACACAUGACAGGUGCAGACUUUGAUCAGCUUGGCUCAGGGCCAGGUUUGGCAUUUGUAGCGAUAGCUGAAGCAGUGGCCAACAUGCACAUCUCGCCUUUGUGGGCCGUCUUGUUUUACAGUAUGUUGCUGCUACUUGGAUUGGACAGUUUGUUCGGCUUGAUGGAGAGUAUGUUGCAUCAACUCAGAGAAGAAAUCCCCGUUUUGAAGAGGAUUAAGAAACACGGUGUCAACGCAUGUGUGUGUUUCCUUAUGUUCCUCCUGGCCCUGCCUACAGCUACUAACGGUGGACAGUACAUUGUUAACCUGAUGGACACCUGGGCGGUCUCCAUCCCCCUGUUGUUCGUUGCUUUGGGAGAGAUAGUCUCCAUUGUAUGGUUCUACGGUAUACACAGGUUCACGAGAGAAGUGAAAGAGAAGACAGGGUACCAGAUAGGAUGGUACUGGCAGAUAUGUUGGGUGGUGCUGUCUCCCUUGGUCCUGCUCAUCCUCAUCGGCUUCUCGCUAUUCUCCUACUUUGGGGACAUGUCUUACAGUCAGUUUAUUGGCUGUGCGGGGAUUAAUAGUGGACUGGCAAGUGAAAACGGCUCAAUGUUAGAGACAAAUAACGGCUCAGCUGAUUAUAAUUUAACUGGAAACAUGACCAACUUUAACUAUGGUAUAGACUACAAAGAGUGGCAAGUCAGUUCUAAACUGCCAACGGAGGGUAUCGUAGCUGCUCUCUUUUUUCUUCUGACACCACUGCUAACCCUCCCCCUGGGAGCUCUCUACGGUCACAUAUAUCCCAACACUACAAAUGAGGAACAGGUCCAAGCUAACUUGGAAUCCUGCCCGGAGGAGAACGAGGUACUCUAAACAAUUCUGAGAAAACUUUGAGGUACUCUAUAAAAGAAUCUGAAGAAUUACAGCCCUACUUGCUACUGAUCCAGGACCCUGAUCAGUGAUCACGCCCUUAUAGCAAUACAACACUUACUACAGAGUGUCAACUCUCUUCACAGCAGUCAAAUCCACCAUGACGUAAUCAGAUGUCAUUUUAAGGACUAUUAUAAUUUAUAAUUGAUAUCUUUGUAGAUGUCGGACACGACCAAGUUAUUCAGCAUUAUAAUAAACAUUCCGUGACCCUACCUUUAAUGCAAUAUGCAGUCGGCAACGAUUAAGACGAUCAAAUGGUUUAUAAUUUCUAUUUUGAGCUGAGACAUAUCAAUUUUUGGGACUAUUAUACUUAUAGCGUUAAUGGUACGCCGAAUGGA
Messenger RNA from Bolinopsis microptera, 2306 nucleotides. RefSeq names its product sodium- and chloride-dependent transporter XTRP3-like. The coding region runs from base 19 to 1911 and encodes 630 amino acids. Lineage: Eukaryota; Metazoa; Ctenophora; Tentaculata; Lobata; Bolinopsidae. Gene Ontology annotation, biological process: sodium ion transmembrane transport. The record is from RefSeq and is a predicted model, not a curated record. The transcript is spliced from 16 exons. Gene Ontology annotation, cellular component: plasma membrane.